Molecule: messenger RNA, 3026 nt
Organism: Mollisia scopiformis
Lineage: Eukaryota; Fungi; Ascomycota; Leotiomycetes; Helotiales; Mollisiaceae
Product: DNA ligase
Exons: 3
Coding region: 224-2923 (899 amino acids)
Biological process (GO): DNA recombination; DNA repair; lagging strand elongation
Cellular component (GO): mitochondrion; nucleus
Molecular function (GO): ATP binding; DNA binding; DNA ligase (ATP) activity
Source: RefSeq, a predicted model, not a curated record
UUGUGGAGUCGCUAAGAUAACCCUUUCGACGCCGAAUCUACCAUCGCCUAUGAAUGGUACCAUAGGACAAUUAAGAUACCUCUCACGAAACUCCAGUCUUCAUUCAAGAGACUACUUUCAGCCAAACGCCUAAUACAGGUAAUUGGUAAUUGUGGCUUCUCGGCGAGUCUACAGACUACUUUUUACGCAUCUUCGAAUACCAUUCAUUCAGUCAUCCUGCAAAAUGCCUCCCAAGCAAGCUACGCUAGGGUAUGUCAAGGAUCCUCAGACUUCCAUAAACAAGUUCUUUGGAAACCCAAACGGUCCAAAGGCCCCGGGGAAGCAAUCAAAACUUGCCUUCUCAUCUAAAGCUGCUCCUCCAGCCAAGAAAGAGGAUGAUGACGCAAGUGCAGAAGAGCCAGAGACCAAACACUCAUUGAAGGAUGUAAAUGGAAGUGAUGUCGAGAUGCAGGACAGUGAUGCAGAAAACAAAGUGGAAGUGAAGAAGGAAGCCAAUACGAAGGAGAAUGUUAAGCCUGGCAAGGACAAGAAGAAGAGAUCAAGGGUCGAGGUGAAGAAGGAAGAAGUCAAGAAGGAAAAGAAAUCCAAAGUCAAGAAAGAGGAAGUCGAGGAAGAGGAUGACGAUGAUGAGCCUAUCGUAAAGCGCCCACGCCGGAACGCAAAUCUAGUGGUUGAUGAGGACGAGGAUGCACCAUCAAGAUCCGCCGAUCCCGAAACGGAAGCGGUGGCCAGUUCUUCCUCCAAAUCAGCUCUUGCACGAAGAGGAUCGACACAGUCAGCUGCCGCUUCAGAAGUUGACGAUGCCUUGGAAGAAGAGGAAGAGGAAGAUGACGAGGAUGAGAAGCCUGAAGUUGCGGCAAAGGCUCGAGAGAAGAUUCAGACCACCCUCAAGUCAAAGGCCAAGGACCCAUACCCUGAUUGGAAGGCUGGAGACCCGGUCCCUUACGCAGCUUUAUGCACCACUUUCUCACUUGUGGAGAUGGAAUCGAAGAGACUCAUCAUCCAGGCACACUGUUCUCUCUUCCUACGACAGGUCCUGCGCUUGACACCGAAUGAUCUCCUACCUACUGUCCUCCUUAUGAUCAACAAACUUGCUGCUGAUUAUGCUGGUAUCGAGCUGGGAAUUGGCGAGUCACUAAUUAUGAAAGCCAUCGGCGAGUCCACUGGUCGAAGCCUGGCUGUUAUCAAGCAAGAUCAAAAGGAAAUUGGUGAUCUUGGUUUAGUAGCGGUCAAGUCCCGCGCUAAUCAACCUACAAUGUUCAAGCCGAAACCUUUGACUGUUAGAGGUGUCCAUAAGGGAUUGAUGGAUGUAGCGACUACUUCUGGUGGAGGAGCUCAGGGUAGAAAAGUUGAUCUUAUCAAGAAAUUACUUUCAGCAGCCGACGGUCACAGCUCGGGAAAGGUUGACAUCACGAAAGACAAGGGUGGUCCAAGUGAGGCGAAGUUCCUGAUUCGUUUUCUUGAAGGAAAGCUACGACUUGGACUUGCCGAGAGGACUGUCAUAGUCUCCUUGGCCCAUGCGAUGGUAUGUCACGAGGUAGACGCUAAGAAUUCUGGCAAGGUACCGAACACCGAACAGCUUGCGAAGGGCGAGUCAAUUCUCAAAGAUGUCUACAGCGAACUUCCGAGCUAUGAAACCAUCAUUCCCAUUAUGCUUGAACAUGGUAUCUUCAACCUCAAGGACCAUUGCAAGCUACGGCCAGGUGUCCCUUUGAAACCUAUGUUAGCUAAGCCAACAAAAGCUAUCACUGAAGUGCUUGAUCGUUUCGAGAACCAGAAGUUCACUUGUGAAUACAAGUAUGAUGGAGAGAGAGCCCAAAUCCACUUCGUCGCCCAUGAUUCAGCGGAACAGUACGCUGGUCCAACUUCUACUGCCUCGAAGACAAAGUCAGGCGGACUUGCCGCCAUCUUCUCUCGUAAUUCCGAGGAUCUUUCCAAAAAGUAUCCCGAUAUCCUCGCUAAGUUGCCAACCUGGGUUAAGUCCGAUACCAAGAGCUUCGUUCUCGAUUGUGAAACUGUUGGUUGGGACAUGGUCGAGAAGAAGGUUCUGCCAUUUCAACAACUCAUGACCCGCAAGAAGAAGGAUGUCAAGGUUGAAGAUGUCAAAGUCAAGGUCUGCGUUUUCGCCUUCGAUCUACUUUUCCUAAAUGGCGAAGCUGUGGUCUCGAAGUCCUUGCGUGAGCGCCGUGCUCUCCUCCAUGAAGCGUUCACUCCAGUCGAAGGAGAGUUUGCUUUCGCCACUAGCAUGAACGGCCAAGAGAUUGACGAGAUCCAGCAAUUCCUUGAUGAAUCCAUGAAGGCCUCAUGUGAAGGCCUCAUGGUGAAGAUGCUUGAUGGCAGCGAGUCUGGUUACGAACCCAGCAAGCGCAGUCGCAAUUGGUUGAAGAUCAAGAAGGAUUACCUUUCCGGCAUUGGUGAUUCUCUCGAUCUCGUUGUCUUAGGUGCUUACUUUGGCAAAGGCAAGCGUACGUCGGUCUACGGUGCUUUCCUGCUUGCUUGCUAUAACAGCUCUUCUGAAUCUUACGAGACGGUAUGCAACAUUGGCACCGGCUUCUCUGAGGCUGUUCUCGAGGAAUUACACACUUCCCUGUCGGCAAUUACCAUUGAUCGAGCCAAGCCGUUCUACUCACAUUCUUCUGGCAAUGCCCAUCAACCAGAUGUCUGGUUCGAGCCAAAGUAUGUCUGGGAAGUCAAGACUGCUGAUUUGACGUUAUCUCCUCGAUAUAAGGCCGGCGCAAAGGAGGGAUUGGAGGGAUCUGGAGAGAAGGGUAUCUCGCUUCGAUUCCCGAGAUUCAUUCGAGUCAGAGAUGACAAGAAGCCUGAUAUGGCCACUAGCAGCAGACAGGUUGUUGAGAUGUAUAGAAAGCAGGAGAGCGUUACGAAGUCUAAAGGUCCAGCUGUGGAUGAUGAUUUCGAGUACUAAAAUCUCUCUUCUGUAGUCGGACACUCAGCUAUGGCGUUUUUGAGGCGGGAAUUGGUGGUUGCAUUAGGGAGGGGUAUGGUUGUACAUAGAUGAUUCUCCUUGU